AUGAGAGUGGUCAAGCAAGUCUGGGAGAGAGUAGGCAUCGGGACUUCAUUGGCUGCUGCAGGGACAACUUUUCUGGACUGGUGUAUCCUCAUUUUCAAGACUUUGACAGCAGAAAAACAAUGUCUUGUUGCUGCACUGUGUUGGGCAGUUUGGGGAGCUAGGAAUGAUGUUGUUUGGCAAGGGAAACCGAUUAAUAUUUCAGCAAUAGUAGCUUCUGCAAGAAGUUAUCUUGAUCAAUGGCAAAACGCUCAAAAAACUCAAAUUGAGUCAUCUUGGUCUGAUCUUCAAGACUAUGAUGGGACAGAGCGAUGGAUUAAACCACAGAAUAAUAGUAUCAAGAUCAACGUGGAUGCGGCUAUAUUUGAAGGACAAAAUCGGUUUGGGGGUGCUAUUGUUAUUAGAGAUCAUAAUGGUUUUUUAAUUGAAGGCCAUACUAAAUUGCACCGAGGCAACAUUGCUCCUUCUGUAGCAGAGGCUUUGAGCUUUCGGGAAGCCUUAAGCUGGAUCAAAGAUCACCAAUCCUAUCCCGUAUGGGUGGAGACCGACUGCCUUCUGGUCAUUCAAGCUUUAAGGAGCUCGACUAGUUUGACUUCUUAUUUUGGUUGUGUGAUUCAGGAAUGUAAAGCCAUUAUGGGAAACAUCCCUACUGAGUUGUUGCCUAUUUUGGUGACAGAGUUUGAAGGUUAA
This is a messenger RNA of Cannabis sativa, 687 nucleotides long. RefSeq lists its product as uncharacterized. Lineage: Eukaryota; Viridiplantae; Streptophyta; Magnoliopsida; Rosales; Cannabaceae. Bases 1 to 687 code for a protein of 228 amino acids. The record is from RefSeq and is a predicted model, not a curated record. Gene Ontology annotation, molecular function: nucleic acid binding; RNA-DNA hybrid ribonuclease activity. The transcript is spliced from 3 exons.